AUAAACUUUAAUCCUCAUGACAUUUUACUGUUGAAGGCGGGAAGAAAAGUGUUGAAAAAGUAUUUUUCUUAUUAAAUAAAAUAAAUCAUAAGAUUUAAAAAUGUCGAAUAUAAAGCUUACAGAUGGUAUAUUAAUGAAAAUAAUGAGAGGUGAUCAGGUUGAGAAUCCUGUUGUCCAAGUAUUAUACUGCAAAAAAAUUCAAAAGAAUGAUAGUAACCCUGAUCGAUAUCGAUUAUUACUAUCUGAUGGUAGAUACAUGAUUAAUUUUGCAAUGCUUGCAAGUCAAGUCACCGAUUUAGUGGCCGAUGGAAGCUUAACAAAUAAUGCGGUUAUUGUUGUUAAAAGAUAUAUUACUACUAAAAUUCAAAGUAAUGGCAAGAAUGAUAAUCGACGAGUUCUUUUAAUUUUGGAGCUUGACAUUUUGGCUAAAGGUGAAGAUAUUGGUAUGAAAUUAGGGAAUCCAAUGAAUUUAACGGCCGAAAUAAUUGCUGAAGCUGAUAAAGCAAAUAGUUCAAAAUUAUUAUCUGAAAAAACUAAUGGAAAUGCAUCAAAUACUUGGGAUAAAAGUCCAAAUAAACCGGCUAGUAACACAUCAAUGCAAACUUCAAUGAAUACAACCAGCAAUUCAACAUUUAAUCCAAAUAUGUGCCAUCCAAUUGAAGCUCUCAGUCCUUACAACUCCAAAUGGGUAUUAAAAGUUCGUGUUAUGAACAAAAGUAGCAUACGAACCUGGUCAAAUUCUAAAGGAGAGGGUAAAUUAUUCAGUAUGGAUGUGUGUGAUGAAACUGGUGAGAUAAGAAUUACAGGAUUUCGGGAUGAAGUGGAUAAAUUUUAUGAUAUGAUUCAGACCGAUCGAAUUUAUUACAUAACUGGAGGUCAAAUCAAACUCGCCAAUAAACAAUAUUCAACAUUGAAAAAUGAUUACGAAAUUACAUUAAAUCGUGACACAGAAAUCGUUGAAUGUCAUGAGACUACAAACGUUCCAACUGUAUCCUUUAAAUUUGUACCGAUUAAAGCGAUUGCUACCUUGGAGCCAAAUUCUAUUGUUGAUGUGAUUGGAGUUUGCAAAGAAGCAGGUGAAUGCGUGCAUUUUAAUUCUAGAGCUGGUAAAGCUUUGAUCAAGCGAGAAAUUCAAUUGGUUGAUGAAUCACAAUGUUCGAUUAAUUUAACAUUAUGGGGCAAAGAAGCAGAAGAUUUUGAUGGCAGCUCACAGCCUGUAAUCGCUAUAAAAGGUGCUAAAAUCAAUGAAUUUAUGGGCUCAAAAAGUAUAUCAGGAAUGAGUUCACCAAUACGUAUUAAUCCCGAUAUACCAGAAGCAUAUAAAUUACGUGGUUGGUAUGACAACGAAGGUUCUAAAUUGGACAAUGUUACGAAUAUAUCUGGUAGAAGUACAACAGGCGAUGGUUAUCAAUCAACUAAUUCACCAUUGAUGACGUUCAGGGAGGUUAAAGCGAAACAUGUCACCGACAGUUUAUCAUUUUCAAAUAUUGGUACAAUCAUGUUAAUUAAAUCCGAUCGUGCUGUUUAUAAAUCAUGUCCGGCUGAAGGAUGUAAUAAGAAAUUACUUGAAAUGGGUGAUGAUUCCUAUCGUUGCGAUAAAUGUGGUAAAGAAUACAAUGAUUUCCAAUAUCGGCUUUUAGUCAGUAUGAAUGUUGCCGAUCAUACAGGUGAAAGUUGGAUGACUGUUUUUGCAAGUGAAGCCGAGAAAAUUUUAGGAAAAACAUCUCAAGAAAUGGGCGAAUGGUUGAAUAAUGAUAAAAAGGAAGCUACAGAAUAUAUUGCAACUAAAAAUUUCUCUAAAUUCAUGUUCAGAUGUCGCUCAAGAAUGGAUACCUACAAUGAUGAAAAUCGUAUGAAAACAGUAGCAUUUGCAGCUGAACCUAUAAAUCAUGUAGUGGUUAAUAAAUAUUACCUGGAUAAAAUUAAGGAAUUAACUGGUAUCCAAAAGAAGACAUCAAAUGGCAUGGAGUAUUAAAACCAUUUGUUCUUUUUGUUUUUUUUUUACAUAUUAUAUAUAUUUUUUUAGCUCUUAUAUUUAGUAUUAGUAUUGAAAAUUUUGCAACAAAAACGCUUUCGAUCCAAUUUAUUAGUGUUUUAGUUUUUGAGUCUUCAUAAUUAUGUUAAAAUUCGUUUCGUAAUAUUCACAAUAAUUAUUUAUAUUUUACUUAAUAUGAUGUUUUCCAAUAAAAAAUCAAACUCAUCGCAAUCUAUAGAUGUCCCAAUUACCUUAAUUAAAAAUAGCUAUGAACAUAACUUAAGUGGAGAGAUUUUCAAUGGCUCCUCCCCUCUCCCCCCCCACUUUUGUGCGCAGCGGGUUGAUGAAGGAAGCUGUUUUUCAUUAAUAACACAUCGGAUCUAAAAACUGCAAUCAACUUUAUGUUUAGAAUUUCAUCUCUUUAUCGCUUUGCUCUUGUACGAAAUUUUAGCAAGUCCCUGUAUAUUUCGCAAACUAUUUAAAUACGAAAAUUUUGAUUUUUCAUUGCAAAAUACCAUUUUAAACUUCGUAUACUGCUGAACAAAAAUAAUGCACAAAUGUAAAAAUAGUAUAUUACACUACAAGGUUCACCCUGAACUGCGCUCCAUGAUUAUAUCGCGCAGUGUAGUAUCUUAUACUUUCUGCCCUUGUAGUGUAAUAUACUAUUGUUCUUUAUUUUCGACCGAAAGUAUGUCCUUUCUGCCUCCAAAUAUAAGCAGAAUGUUUCAUUUCGGCCGUGGAUAAGGAAAAAUUAAAUUUUCACAAUGUGCGUAGUAAUUUUAAUGCAGCUAACACUAGCGCCUUAGACCGCUUGACCAUUUAGGCUCUUCUCUAUUUUGAACUUCUUCAGUGUUGAAAUUACGUAAAAACAAAGUAUUUUUGUUCAACAGUAUUGAAUAAACAUUUCGAAAUUCUAGAAUGUAUUCCAGUGAAAUCUAGCCAAGGUAGUAAUAAUUACAGUAAUGUGUUAUGUUAUUUUUUCCACACGUACCAUAGGUUUUUGGAACGUAUAUAACCCCAAAUUUCGCAUCCUGAUUAGUUCCUCAACCUGGUAAUCAAUGUGAUUUUUUUUUUGUGAGAUCAAACGAGAUCUUUGUUUAAGAAAUUCGAUUCAUUUUAAUGCAAAUGAAAAUUUUUGAUUCAAUCUUAUUAAAAAUUAAUCCAAAACUUCGAUUCAUUUCGAUUUCAAGUUUUCAAUUAAUUUCAAUUAAGAUUUAAAU
Chrysoperla carnea is the source of this 3195-nucleotide messenger RNA. RefSeq names its product replication protein A 70 kDa DNA-binding subunit (gene RpA-70). Bases 101 to 1975 code for a protein of 624 amino acids. Lineage: Eukaryota; Metazoa; Arthropoda; Insecta; Neuroptera; Chrysopidae. Gene Ontology annotation, cellular component: nucleus. The transcript is spliced from 9 exons. Gene Ontology annotation, biological process: DNA replication; DNA repair; DNA recombination. Gene Ontology annotation, molecular function: DNA binding. The record is from RefSeq and is a predicted model, not a curated record.